Messenger RNA from Protopolystoma xenopodis, 942 nucleotides. Lineage: Eukaryota; Metazoa; Platyhelminthes; Monogenea; Polystomatidea; Polystomatidae. The record is from the annotation of a GenBank genome assembly.
AUGAUGCGCAUGUUGCUCUCCUCGAAUCCCUCCCAUUCACCGCUUGACGUGGCUUCGUCCUGCUGUAGCACAGGAUUCGGGUCCACCGGUGCCAGUGCUACUUCGGCCGCCAGCGACACCGGCCUCACAGGCCCCACCUGUACUCCGCCCUGUUCCUCGGUUGCCAACUCGUCCACCACCACCACUGCCGUCUCUACCAUGAGCGGCGUUCUUCCUGGCACGACGGUUGAGUCGUCCGGCGCCAAUGGCUACGGACUCGGCCCGACCGGGCAGACGAGCCACGAUUUCGGGUUGGCCUCCAACACCAAUUUGACGGCUCUCAUCUCCGAGGCACCCUCGGGCGUGACUGGUUUUGCCGCAGCUGCGGCGGCAGCGGCUGUUGCUGCGGCUGUAGCCACCUCCGGCAACGUCGACACCAGAACCUCUUCCAAUGGAGUCAGCAGGAGCCGAUCUUCCGGCACCGCCAGUAGCACUGCCAACACCGGACAACAGGGUCCGACUAUUUCGCGUUCAGUUCAACAAGGACCACCCAAACAUUCCUUUCAUGAUUUGGGCCAGCCCAACGGCUACCAAUUAGCCUCAGGUCAACAACAACAACAACAACAACAACAACAAGCUUCGCAUCAAUCGCAUCAUCUUCUCUCGCAUCACGGCCACCAUCAGCAGAGUCAGAACUACAACCAGAAUCACAGUCAUCGCCACAGCCACGGCCACAAUCAUGCGUACCAUCGACUCACCUCGCCGGCCGCUUCACUUCUGGCUUCAAUGCGGGUAAAAGAAGAAUCGUUCACCAACGCAAAGCAACGAUCAAAAAAGGAGAGCCAUAAUAGAAGUGAGUCUCCAAAUCUUAUCCAUUUUCGCAACUUUAAUAUGAGAUGUAUUCACCCAAUUUCGUUUAAGGUGAUGAAGGACUGGUGGAAGAAAUUUCCCACAAUGAUAUGA